AUGCGUGCUCCGGUGGUCUUGGGUCUCCUCUGGGCCUCCGUAGCGUUGGCGUCGCCGGUGAGCAGGCAGAGGCAGAAGCUGUUGCUGAUUUCGUUCGAUGGGUUUCGGUGGGAUUACGACCGCUAUGUGGACACCCCGAACCUGGACCAGAUGGUUAAAGACGGAGUGAAGGCUCAGUACGUCACUCCUCCGUACCUCACCAUCACCAGCCCCACGCACUUCACUCUGCUCACAGGUCUGUACGUGGAGAACCACGGAGUGAUUCACAACAUGUUCUUCGACCCGGUCACCUCGCAGAAGCUGCCGUACUAUCAGACCCAGUUCAAGAACGAGUGGUGGGACAACGGCCCUCUGCCCAUCUGGAUCACUGCACAGAGACAGGGUCUCAAAGCCGGCUCCCUGCACUUCCCCGGCACCGCGUCCACCUACAACGGAGAGAGCGCUUCAGUCCGAGAGGUGGAACCGAGCAUGUACAACUACAAGAACGAAACCGCCUGGAGAGAAAACACGGACAAGGUCAUGAGCUGGUUCAAAGACCAAGAUCUGGAUUUUGUCUCUAUGUAUUUCGGAGAACCGGAUGGAACUGGACAUCGCUACGGCCCAAACUCACCAGAAGUUCAUGAGAUGGUGAAGCAAGUCGAUCGUACGGUUGGAUACAUCCGGCAAACUGCUAAAAACUACGGUUUAGAAGAUCGGUUAAACAUCAUAAUCACAGCCGACCACGGGAUGACUCAAGUGGUCCAAAAUGGCCUUCAAGAAAUCACACUCUCUAAAAUUCCUGGGUUUUCCUUCCAAGAUGUGUCAUUUUAUUUGUUGGACUAUGGACCCAGUGGGAUGAUCCUGCCCAAACCGGGGAUGUUGGAAAAGGUUUACAACGCCUUAAAAGGGGCCAAUCCACAUCUGCACGUUUAUAAGAAAGAAGAGCUCCCUGAACGCAUGCACUUCACGAAGAGCGAGCGCAUUUUACCCAUCAUCCUCUGGGCUGACCCCGGAUAUGUCAUUAAUUCGCGGAUUGGUCUGUACGUGGAGAACCACGGAGUGAUUCACAACAUGUUCUUCGACCCGGUCACCUCGCAGAAGCUGCCGUACUAUCAGACCCAGUUCAAGAACGAGUGGUGGGACAACGGCCCUCUGCCCAUCUGGAUCACUGCACAGAGACAGGGUCUCAAAGCCGGCUCCCUGCACUUCCCCGGCACCGCGUCCACCUACAACGGAGAGAGCGCUUCAGUCCGAGAGGUGGAACCGAGCAUGUACAACUACAAGAACGAAACCGCCUGGAGAGAAAACACGGACAAGGUCAUGAGCUGGUUCAAAGACCAAGAUCUGGAUUUUGUCUCUAUGUAUUUCGGAGAACCGGAUGGAACUGGACAUCGCUACGGCCCAAACUCACCAGAAGUUCAUGAGAUGGUGAAGCAAGUCGAUCGUACGGUUGGAUACAUCCGGCAAACUGCUAAAAACUACGGUUUAGAAGAUCGGUUAAACAUCAUAAUCACAGCCGACCACGGGAUGACUCAAGUGGUCCAAAAUGGCCUUCAAGAAAUCACACUCUCUAAAAUUCCUGGGUUUUCCUUCCAAGAUGUGUCAUUUUAUUUGUUGGACUAUGGACCCAGUGGGAUGAUCCUGCCCAAACCGGGGAUGUUGGAAAAGGUUUACAACGCCUUAAAAGGGGCCAAUCCACAUCUGCACGUUUAUAAGAAAGAAGAGCUCCCUGAACGCAUGCACUUCACGAAGAGCGAGCGCAUUUUACCCAUCAUCCUCUGGGCUGACCCCGGAUAUGUCAUUAAUUCGUAUUUCCCGGUGCAGUUCCACAAAGGAGAACACGGCUUUGAUAACGCAGAGAUGGACAUGAAGGCCUUCUUCAGAGCUGUGGGACCAGCCUUCCACCAGAACCUGGAGGUGGGACCCUUCGAGACGGUCAACAUCUACCCACUCAUGUGCCACAUCCUGGGGAUAACACCCGAGAAGAACGACGGGUCUCUGGAGGUCACCAGACACAUGCUGAGGAGCGAGGGAGGAGGUGGGGGACUAAGAGCAGGACAAGUGAGAGCGGUGAACUACCUGAACAAAGCUCUGGUGGGUCUGGGGGCUAUGGGCGUGUUUCUGGUCAUAGUUGCGAUCCUGUUUCUGGCCAACAGGUACCUGAAGAAGAAAAAGAAGAGAUCACAAAAUAGGAGAGACGUAAGAGUCGAGGAGGAAGUAAAAGACGAGGACGAAGCAAAAUACAGCGGGGACGAAAGGGAUGACAAACAAACUGCCUUUUGA
Molecule: messenger RNA, 2262 nt
Organism: Boleophthalmus pectinirostris (great blue-spotted mudskipper)
Lineage: Eukaryota; Metazoa; Chordata; Actinopteri; Gobiiformes; Gobiidae
Product: ectonucleotide pyrophosphatase/phosphodiesterase family member 7-like
Exons: 9
Coding region: 1-2262 (753 amino acids)
Source: RefSeq, a predicted model, not a curated record